Impatiens glandulifera is the source of this 849-nucleotide messenger RNA. RefSeq lists its product as uncharacterized. NCBI's taxonomy places the organism in Eukaryota, Viridiplantae, Streptophyta, Magnoliopsida, Ericales, Balsaminaceae. The record is from RefSeq and is a predicted model, not a curated record. The coding region runs from base 73 to 735 and encodes 220 amino acids. The transcript has 3 exons.
UAAAUAUUAUUUCCCAUCUUUGCACAGGAUCCAAUAUUCUGCAAGACCAUUGUCAAUGAAUAUGUAUCAAAGAUGAAUCUUGAGAAACCCGUGUAUCAUACUGUUAAGGAAGAGGGGUUGCUCCAAGUAUUCACCUCUUCUUUAGUCUUUAACGAGGUCAAAUACACCGGGGAGGUUUGUAGAACAAAGAAAGACUCUGAGUUACUAGCAGCCCGCGCUCUUAUUAUUUCAAUUUUGGGUAAGUCUGAUACAGGAAUAAUGAUGGCUGCAAUAGUAAAAUCAAAGUCAAAAAAACAUUACGACUUGUUAAAUAAUGGAAGGACUAUUGCUCCCCAGGAUUAUGUAGUUGCGGAAGUAGUAAAUCCUGAGACAAGUCUUGUGAUACAACCCGAUAGUCAGGUAGAAGAAUUGGUUGUUGUUACUAGGACUGAUGAUAACUCAAAGGGCUUACUACUACCACACACUACCAAUGUUCAUCACCCUGAUCCUUCUGAUAACUCAAAGGGCUUACUCCAAUUGGUUCCACUCUCAUUGGAUGAGAAGCCUCUUGAUGUCGAAGGUGGUGGUCCUCCGGAAAAUCGAAAAAGAUCAAUGAAUAACAGCACAACAAAGAAUAAUAAGAAACUCUGCAUAAAUGCUCAAGUAGACAGUUCUGUUGCGGAGAUGAAGAUGGGUCAAGUUUUGGCUGAUGUUGUGCAUUCGAACGAGGCUCCUUCUUGUUCAGUUGGGCCUUGAGUAUUCGGAUUGAGUUAUCUCCUUGACAUUUAGACAUGGUAAUGGUAUUAAUCAUUUUUGGAUAGAGUAAAGACUUGUUGUUAUGCUAUGACAAUGAUGAUGUUGUGACUGAUA